UAUAUGGGAUUGAACCAUAACAGCUGUCGCUACUAGUAAUGUGGUUGCAAGACUUCAAUAGCUCUCUGAGAGCAAUAGAAUUGAUGAAACUAUAUUAAUAAAAAAAAAAAAAUGAUGAUGAUGAUGCGGUGAUAUGGUUUAUCAGAACGAGAUGUGAAAAUGUUUUCGGUUACACUUUCAGAGCAGCAGCAGAAGAACUUGGCGAAGAACCUUGUGUCGUUCCUGUCGAGAUAUAAACACAUAUCCGACUCUUAUAUUAUUGAGUUUUUCAGUGAGAACCUGUGGGAGACACUGCCUGAAGAAUGGCGGAAAGCUUUACAAGAUUUAUCACCAGCUCAGGUAGCAAAUCUGCUGCUGGACAGAGAGACCAAGAACAGAGUCUACCCUUCUGUGUGGCCUCUGUCUUUACUGGCACUACGGGCCACGGCUCACACACUGGCAUUUCCUCGGAUGUCUCCAGCCACCUGCUCCAAGGACACAGUAAAACCAGAUGAAUUUGAUUCAAACAGCAGUCAAAGCUCCCUGCUUGGUCAUAUAUUUCGCAAACAUGUGAAACAAAAACAACAUGAGAUUCGUAAACUUGGCAUGUUGGUGAAGCAGCUUUGUGACCAGACAAGAUGUAGCAGUGUGGUUGAUGUUGGAUCUGGACAGGGCCAUUUGACCCGUUUUCUGUCAUUUGGGCUUGGUUUGGACGUAACUGCUAUUGAAGCUGAUCCCAAUCUAGUUUCCAUGGCUUCUAAAUUUGAUGGUGAGCUCCUGUUAACCCUGGCCAAAGAGACUCGAAAGACAGGCAUCACUCAAACAAUACCCGAUCCUGUACCCCGGCACUUAGUUGGCUGGGUUAACCCCAGAGACACAUGGGAGACUUUUCUUCAGCAGCUGGAGAAGAUGGAGAAAAACCGUGCGAGCUACCCGGCAGGACCAUGUAAAAAGAGACAGCGGGUAUCGAUGACAUCAGGCAAGGAAUGUGAGCUUGAAACGGAGCUUGUUUGUGGAAGCCAGCAGUCGUGCACAGGGGAAUGCAAUUUCGUAGCUUUCGCUGAUAAGAAUCCAGCUAGGUCUGUUCUUCAGCAACAUAAAAGAGAAAGCACUGAGCAUGUAGCUCUGUCAGACAAUGUUAUGGCAGAACAUCACCUUAAAGCUGGUUUGGAAUGGACUUCAUCCAUACUUCGGAGGACUCUUAGUAUUAAAGAACCUUUGAGCUUAGAUUUUGUACUAACUGGACUUCAUGCUUGUGGUGAUCUUAGUGCUACUCUUCUCCGCCAUUUUGCUAACUGUCCCCAUGUUCGGGGAAUCACCUCUGUUGCAUGCUGCUAUAUGAAAAUCACUACCAAAGAGAACUCCACACCUCCGGGAGUCAUCCUUCCCUCUCAGACUGAUAACACAAAUGAAGAACCACAGUUAGAAUAUGGCUACCCAAUGAGCGAGUGGGUGCGAGAAUUGCCCGGACACAUGCUAUCCUAUAAGGCCCGUGAAGGAGCGUGCCAUGCAGUCGAGGACUAUAUCCAUAGGUUGAGAGAUGAGAGUAUGUUGCUAAAAACACACUGCUACAGAGCAACCCUGGAGUGCAUCAUCAGAGAAGAGAGGCCUCAUCUACGCAGAGCAGGCAUCCAGACCAUUAAAAAAGCACAUAUGCUGUCUUUUGCAGAAUAUGCCCGUCUAGGGCUCUCCCGGGUUGGCUUGCCUGCCGACCUGACCUUUGACCCUGCCAGUGUGGAAAGCAUGCUAGAGCAGCAGGGCAGAGUGGUGAUAUAUUUCAGCCUGGCUUUGCUGCUGGCUCCAGUUGUGGAGGCUCUGGUUCUUCUGGACAGAAUUCUCUUCCUGCAGGAGAGAGGUUUUCAGAGCCAGCUCAUUCCACUGUUUGAUCCAGCAUUUUCACCUCGAAACCUUGUGCUGGUGGCAAUGAAAAAAGAUGCCAAAGAGGAAACACAGUAGAACAAUUUCUGCAAUUGCUGUCCAGAAUCCUUAAAAUGUUCAAAGAAGUAAACUAAUGAAAAUAAAGUAUGUUUAUUAAAGAAAUUAAAAUGUUGAAA
Silurus meridionalis is the source of this 2033-nucleotide messenger RNA. RefSeq names its product methyltransferase like 25B (gene mettl25b). Gene Ontology annotation, biological process: rRNA modification. NCBI's taxonomy places the organism in Eukaryota, Metazoa, Chordata, Actinopteri, Siluriformes, Siluridae. The record is from RefSeq and is a predicted model, not a curated record. Gene Ontology annotation, molecular function: rRNA (adenine-N6,N6-)-dimethyltransferase activity.